AUGGAACAAGAAAUACUCAAUUAAAGUCUUCUCAAAAGCCCAAAUAGAGCUUCAGAUGAAAGCUCUAUGAUAGUUAUACCACAACAAAAAAAACCAAAUGUGUAAAAAAAAAAGUUAAAAAUAAAUGUUUCUUAAUCAACAGAAGUAUCUUAUGGUGGAUUGGUUUCACCUGAAGGAGAAACCCGUGCUUCAUCUAUCCACCACUUUGAAAGAGAAAAGAAGUGGAGUCAAUCAAUAAUUCCUUUGACUUGCUUAAUGCUCAAUAAAGCUAUAGCAAAUAUUAACUUGAGAUUAGAAGUUGAGGGUUAACCUGUGGAACUUGUAGAAUUAGUUGGACAUGUGUGUGCUUCGCUUUAUGGUAGAGCAUACACCUUGAAGGGAGAAUAACCAUUUAUGGCAAUAUAAAUCAGUGAUUUAUCUGGAAUUUGCUCAGCUAUUCUGUAUUAACCUACUAAUGAUGAAGAAAACUUAGUAGAAUACUUAAAAAGAACUGAAAAUUGGCAGUCAAACCCAGAUAAAAUGCUUAAUGGCACUUAUGUAAAAGUAAUAGUUAAACCAAAAUAUUCAGUGACAGAAUCAGUAUGGAAAAAUAACUGCAUAGCUAUAAAAAUAAUAUAAAACGCUAAUGAAAUAACAUAACAUAACUUAGAUGUAAUUAAAUGCUAUUUAGAACGCAAAGAUGGACUUAUCUAAAAGGUGAAGUCUCCUAUAUAAAACAAUCCAAUUUACAUAAAAGCAAAAUAAAGAGAAGAAAUGGAAAAAAGGAAUAGAAUAGAAAUAUCAACAUUAAAAGAAUCUAUUCUUUAAAAGGAUAUGUAAAUAGAGGAGGAACAUAUACAGCCAAUUUAGUGA
Molecule: messenger RNA, 852 nt
Organism: Tetrahymena thermophila SB210
Lineage: Eukaryota; Ciliophora; Oligohymenophorea; Hymenostomatida; Tetrahymenidae
Exons: 4
Source: RefSeq, a predicted model, not a curated record